AUGCCGAUAGCUGGGCCAAGCCGGCUGAUCACAAGAGCAGCCCGCUCUGCUAGCAGAACAACUCCAUCAAGCAUACGAUUACCCAGACAGCUGCGGCUCUUGUCGCGCUCAACUUUGUCCGCCAAACCAUUGACAGCGCCAACAGAGGUAUCGCCGGGCACACUUCAGCCGUACAUGGCAGAGAGCGCCGCUUUAACCUCCAAUCUGGCGUCGCACCAACGAGCUCGUCAAAGAAUCUCGGACAUCGACGCGCAGCUCGAACCACCAUCCCCCUCUCACUUUCUCCGCGACCGUCAUUCUCGACAGCACACCUACCUUCGCAUCUCGUUGACGGAAAAGUGCAACUUACGAUGCCUCUACUGCAUGCCCGAAGAUGGCGUACCUCUCACGCCACAUGCAAAUCUUCUUUCCACGUCCGAGGUCCAACGCCUUGCGACGCUCUUCGUCUCGCAAGGUGUCAACAAGAUUCGAUUGACAGGUGGAGAGCCCACCAUUCGCUCAGAUCUGCCCCAGAUCGUCACCUCACUCAAUACACUCAAGCAGCACGGGCUUGAGCAGAUCGGCAUCACCACCAACGGCAUCGCACUUGGCAGGCGCAAGCUCGAUACACUCGUUAACAACGGUCUCACUCAUCUCAAUGUCUCGUUGGACACUCUCGACCCGUUCAAAUUCGAGUUCAUGACGAGAAGAAGAGGCCACCAAGCUGUCAUGGAUUGCAUCGAGAGGGCCCUCGCACUAGGUGUCUCCAGCGUCAAAAUCAAUGUGGUCGUCAUCAAAGGUCUCAACGACACAAAGGAUGUCGCUGACUUUGUGCGCUAUACCAAAGACAAGCCUAUCACCAUCCGCUUCAUCGAGUACAUGCCCUUUGACGGAAACAAGUGGCAGGUCCAAAAGCUCGUGCCCUACCGUGAUCUCGUCAGGACAAUCCAAACAGAGUUCCCUGAUUUCGAGCGUGUCACAAGCCGCGACGAUCCCAACGAUACCUCCAAACACUGGCAUGUGCCCGGUCAUCAAGGCACCGUCGGCUUCAUCACCAGUAUGACGGAUAAUUUUUGUGGUACGUGCAACAGACUCCGCGUUACUGCGGACGGCAAUCUCAAGGUCUGCCUCUUUGGCAACGCCGAAGUUAGCCUUCGUGAUGCGAUGCGAACCGGCUUUGGCCCCAUCGCUUCUCUCAGCACAGGCUCAAAUGGCGCACCCGCGACGGACGAUCAGCUGUUGCAACUGAUUGGAGCUGCCGUGGGUCGCAAGCAUGCUAAACAUGCUGGGAUGCGUGAUCCCACCGAGUUGGCCAAUCGGACUCUUUCACGCCGCGAUCUGCAUUCAGUACAGCUUGAAGCGCAGGCCUUGCUCACCUCCUCGCUCCUCUUUCUACCCUUCGAAAAUUCAGGAUCAAACAAGCCGAGCAGUACGAGACCUGGCGUGUUCAUGAGACGCAGCAGCCUGCCUGAAGCGACAGGCUUUCACAGCAGAGUUUUGGCCAUCAAAAGGGCGUUCCACUCCUCAGCAGGCAGGCAACGAGAGCAUCAGUACGAUCGAAAUAAUGAGGACGACGACAACCCUUGGGGCGAUCUUGACAAGGCCUUCGAGAACCUCGCAGAUAAAUCUCUAUACAAGCAAGUCUACCACAAGCAUCCGUCUGUCGAUGCCACUGCAGAACUUCCGGAACCGUCACAGGCCAAGUCAAGCGCAGCCAAGCAUCCAAUCUCUGAGAUGGAAGAGGCCAUCUUUGCUCAAGCAGGUGCUGCGGCUGUCAAAACCAUGUCUCGACGAUCACACAUUGCAGACAUGGGUGCAGUGUCAGGUGUAAGAUUUUCAGAUGCACCACCUUCGGUGCCAUCGCGCGUCGGAUUGCCAGCAAAUUACGGUGGAAGCGAUGAUGCCUUUGGUUUGCAAGCAGCUCCAAGAACAAGUGCCAAGUGGUCCGAAUACAUGCAAAACAGUAGCGAGGACGAUGACUCGCCUUGGUCAUCACUGGAUGCGUUUGUGGACAAUCCCGACUCGUCGGCGCAAUUUGCAGUGCCUUUGCCGCUGCAACAUCAGCAGGAUGUCAUGCAGCUAAGCGCACAGCACUACAACCAGCAAGAUCAAGUCCCGCGGCAGCAGUAUCACGAGCAUUCCAGCUCGCAGCAACUGAAGAUCAAUUCGAAAGAAGCAUUCGCUGCCAACGACGAUUUGCUGCGCCAACAGCUCGAACUGCAAACAUAUCAGACCGGAUCUCUAGAAGAAGCCGAGUUCGCUCGAGCAGGUGCAGCCGCAGUAACUCAGCUGUUCAACGACGCACCUGUGCCCACUCGACCCGCUGCGGACGAACAAAACUCUCACCGAUUGUCGCACAUCGACCCGGCCACCGGAUCGGCCUCGAUGGUGGACGUAUCUGCCAAGCUCUCCACGUCGCGUUCGGCUACGGCUGUAGGUCGAGUCUACAUGCCUCACUCUGCCGCCAUUUUGCUGCGCGCCACCGAGACGCAACAAGGCAUCUCUGGAAAAGGCCCUGUGCUACACACUGCACAACUAGCAGGCAUCAUGGCAGCAAAGCGUACCGCCGAGUUGAUCCCAUUGUGCCACCCAUUGCCGCUUACGCACGUCGAGGUAAAGCUCGAUAUCAACGCUUCCACCGAGCAGGCAGACGAGAUCAGCUGGAUCACGGUUGAGUGUACGGCAAGGACCGAGGGUCAGACUGGGGUCGAGAUGGAAGCACUCACGGGUUGCACGCUGGCCUGCUUGACCGUGUGGGAUAUGGUAAAGGCGGUUGCGGGCAAGACAAUGAGGAUCGGUGAGAUCAUGGUGAUCAGCAAACGUGGUGGUAAGAGCGGCGAUUGGGAGCGUAGCGUUUGA
Messenger RNA from Mycosarcoma maydis (corn smut), 2838 nucleotides. RefSeq lists its product as uncharacterized. The transcript is spliced from 5 exons. NCBI's taxonomy places the organism in Eukaryota, Fungi, Basidiomycota, Ustilaginomycetes, Ustilaginales. Gene Ontology annotation, molecular function: 4 iron, 4 sulfur cluster binding; cyclic pyranopterin monophosphate synthase activity; metal ion binding. The coding region runs from base 1 to 2838 and encodes 945 amino acids. The record is from RefSeq and is a predicted model, not a curated record. Gene Ontology annotation, biological process: Mo-molybdopterin cofactor biosynthetic process.